This is a messenger RNA of Contarinia nasturtii (swede midge), 2218 nucleotides long. Its product is annotated as prostatic acid phosphatase-like. The transcript has 10 exons. The record is from RefSeq and is a predicted model, not a curated record. The coding region runs from base 935 to 2071 and encodes 378 amino acids. Gene Ontology annotation, molecular function: phosphatase activity. Gene Ontology annotation, biological process: dephosphorylation. NCBI's taxonomy places the organism in Eukaryota, Metazoa, Arthropoda, Insecta, Diptera, Cecidomyiidae.
GAUAGCAUUUUCAUAACGGCAUGCUUUCAUAUUGCCGCUCAAUUUCAAUUGAAUGCGAUGAAAAUUCGCAAUAUCUUCAAUCAAGUGGCAAGCAAUGGCAUUUUAACAAAAAACCAAAAUCAACAAUUACGAAACAAACUGAUCGAUGCCAUUGCAGAGCAGGUCAAACUCUUUGAGCUAAUCGACCUAUUUAUCAAAGUAUUCACAUCGAUUAUCCUAUUGCAUUUCAUUUCUGUGGCGGUGAUUAUUGGCAUCGGUUCGAUUGAUUUUCUCAUCGCACCUGGAUUGGAUAAAAUCUUAUACGCUGUUUAUAUAUUAACCGUUGCGAUACAGUCGUAUGCUUAUGCUUAUGCAGGAAAUCAAAUCAGUGAACAUAGUUUGGACAUAUGGAAAGCUGUAUGGGAAGCAAACUGGCAUUAUAUCGAUAUAAAUAAUCAAAAGAUGAUUGCCAUGUUAAUACUCAGAGGUCGAAAGGCUAAACUAAUAAGGGUACCAUUUUUCGAAGUCACUUUAAACGCAUAUACAAAGAUUAUGAGUACCGCUGGAUCUUAUAUCACACUGCUUAAUAAUAUGCUACAAAAUUAGAUUGUACGCAUAGUGUCAUGAUAAAUAGUCACUGCACAGAUAGCGUCAAUAACAUUUAUCAAAGACUACGCAAGCUCAUGUCGAAUAAAAAUAAGAAAUAUCUAUUUCGAACGCAUCGCUUCCUGUGUGAUAGCUUGAAGAAGUUGAAUGGCCAAUGGAAAAUGAGCAAAACCUCUUAUCAUUACUCUUCUAAUGUGAUAAGCAAACCAACGCAAUAAAACACAACAAUAGUCUGGUUAAAAUGUUACUUUUAAUUUGAUACUCAAUAAACCUACACGCUGUAUAAUCAACAAAUAUUAAUUUUCUGAAUUGCUUUUGAAAUAAAUUGAAUUCUAAAUCAAAUUGAAACAUGAAGUGUUUACGGUUCAAAAUUUUCAUGCUUUUGCUAAUGGGAAAUCCAACAUACGUAUUUUGUUCGACAAAUAAUAUUGCAUUGGAUUAUGUGAAAUCACUUGAGUUUAACACAAGCGGCGACACAUUGAUAUUUGCACAUGUUAUAUACAGACAUGGUGACAGAAACAUAAACAAAAUAUACCCCAACGAUCCAUAUGCUGAUGAGAGCUAUUGGCAAGGUGGAUUUGGCCAAUUAACUCACGCUGGCAAAAUGCGACAUUUUAAGUUGGGACAAUUUUUUCGCCGACGUUAUGGUAAAUUGCUUGCAGACGGAUAUUCGCCGAAAAAAGUUUAUGUCGAAGCAAGUGACGUGGAUAGAACCAUUGCCAGUGCUCUCGCAAACUUAGCCGGUAUGUUUCCACCAAGCGAAACGGAAAUUUGGAACGAUGAAUUGAAUUGGCAACCAAUUCCAGUCCAUAAAUGGAUAAUGAAAGAAUGUGCCAAAUAUUAUGUUGAAGUGCAAAAAUAUAUGGAUGAAUCGUCUGAAGUGCGACGCAUUUAUACCGAAUAUGCCGACCAUUUUGCAUACUGGUCAAAGAUGUGCGGACUGAAUAUCACAACAAUUGACGAUGUUUAUGUACUAUAUAAUACACUUGUAGUUGAAACUGAGCAUAAUAAAUCACUACCAGAUUGGGCAAAGCGAGCAAUUGAACCGAAUGGAGUAAUGGAAUAUAUAACACUAUUUGACAUUAAAAUGUACGCGAACACCACAAAAUUGGCCAGACUGCAUUCGGGAUUCAUUCUUAAGGAAAUUCUUCAGCGAUUUUCUCAAAAAAUAAACUCAACAUUGAAACCGGAUCGUGACCGUUUACUAUGGUUUCAAUCCACCCACUAUUAUAUCAUAGCGAAUCUUUUGAAUAGUUUGGGACUUUUCGAGAAACCUCAUUUGCCACCAUAUGCAUCAAGCUUGAUUUUUGAACUAUAUAAACGCGACGGUGAACAUUAUAUACAAAUCUUUUAUAAAAAAUCCGAAGAAGAAAUUCUUUCACCAUUGAAUAUACCAAAAUGUGGUACUAAAUGCCCGCUGCAACAAUUCUACAUAUUAUACGACGAAAUCAUACCAGGCGACUUCGAUUCUGAGUGCACAUUGUAAAAACGAAGUUAAGCAGUUGAUGACGAGCUUUGAAAUGAUUUAAAUGUUUUUUUUUUGCAUCUCAAUAUAGCAUUUACUUGUUUUUAAUCAAAUAUUAUCGAAAUUAUUUCGACGAAAUAUAUGACUUGGCAGUAAUUUUUAAAGUGA